AUGGCCACGUCUUUAAAUAACUCCAAGGACCCCGUCGAAAGAUCCCAUUCCCCAUAUCAAGAUCCUCGUACACUCGGUCCCAAAUCCAAGAUUCUUGCAACCAGAACCUCCAAUUUCCACUCUACCUCUCUCAGAACAAUGGUCACCAAUACAGUCAACAAGACAGCUCUUCACCCUAGUGGUGUCCAGCCCUCAAAAGAGCACACUGAGCUCGAGGAAGAAUUGCAUGAAAAGGCACAUAUCGACUAUGAUCGUGUAGCAAUUGUACCCAACCCAAGUGUUGCAGCUCUCUACGAAGAUGCCCUCGUCUACGAAACUGGGUCUGCUAUGACCUCGACCGGUGCCCUCACCGCAUACUCGGGAGCAAAGACUGGUCGAUCGCCGUUAGAUAAACGUAUUGUCAAGGAGCCAACAUCAGAGAAUGAGAUCUGGUGGGGACCUGUGAACAAGCCGAUGACGCCUGAGGUCUGGAAAAUCAACAGAGAACGUGCUAUCGAUUACCUCAACACAAGAAACCGCAUCUACGUAAUCGACGGUUUUGCAGGAUGGGAUGAGAAGUACCGGAUCAAGGUCCGGGUUGUCUGCGCUCGUGCCUACCAUGCUCUCUUCAUGCGCAACAUGCUCAUUCGACCUAGUCGAGAAGAGCUUGAGCACUUCCACCCCGACUACACCAUUUACAAUGCCGGAUCAUUCCCCGCAAACAGAUAUACCGAGGGUAUGACCUCUGGUACCUCGGUAGCCAUCAACUUCGCGGAAAAGGAGAUGGUCAUUCUCGGAACCGAAUACGCCGGUGAGAUGAAGAAGGGCGUCUUCACAGUUCUCUUCUAUGAGAUGCCUGUCAAGCACAAUGUCCUCACUCUACACUCUUCUGCCAAUGAGGGCAAGGAUGGUGAUGUUACCGUUUUCUUCGGUCUUUCUGGUACUGGCAAGACCACUCUCUCAGCCGACCCCCAGCGUAUGUUGAUUGGUGAUGACGAGCACUGCUGGAGUGACCGUGGUGUCUUCAAUAUUGAAGGCGGCUGCUACGCCAAGUGUGUCGGUCUCUCAGCCGAGAAAGAGCCUGAUAUUUUCAACGCUAUCAAGUUCGGCUCUGUACUCGAGAAUGUUGUUUUCAGCCCAGAGACCCGCCAUGUUGACUACGACGACACAACUCUCACCGAGAACACUCGAUGCGCGUAUCCUAUUGAGUAUAUUGACAAUGCCAAGAUUCCUUGCUUGUCAACAAACCACCCCAGCAACAUCAUUCUCCUCACCUGUGAUGCACGUGGUGUCCUCCCACCUAUCUCGAAGCUUGACUCGGCUCAAACUAUGUUCCAUUUCAUUUCUGGUUACACCUCGAAGAUGGCAGGCACAGAAGAUGGUGUAACGGAACCUCAAGCCACAUUCUCUUCUUGCUUUGCGCAACCAUUCUUGGCUCUGCACCCCAUGCGAUACGCCAAGAUGCUAGCGGAGAAGAUCGAGCAGCACAAGGCUAAUGCUUGGUUACUAAACACCGGAUGGGUUGGUGCUGGUGCUACCAGCGGUGGUAAACGUUGCCCACUCAAAUACACACGUGCCAUUCUUGACGCCAUCCACUCGGGCGAGCUCUCAAAGGUGGAGUUCGAGACCUACGAGACUUUCAACCUUGCUGUACCUAAGACCUGCCCUGGUGUGCCCGCAGAGCUCCUGAACCCAAGCAACGCCUGGACUCAAGGAGGUGACAGUUUCAAGCAAGAGGUCACUAAGCUCGGUAGUCUCUUUGUUGAAAACUUCAAGAAGUACAAGUCUGAGGCUACAGAAGACGUUAUUAAGGCAGGUCCAGAUUUGACUACAGGUCCUGAAUAUGCCAGCAAAGCGGAGGAAAUGCAAGAUAAGCAGUACUACAUCCAGCACAUCUCAACAAUGACUAGCCCAACGACAGCGACAGCGACAGCAAGCAAGCAAGCAAACACACUGCACUCCACUGCAACUCAACCCAACCCUACCCAACCAAACCGUGCUGUAGAGGCUUAA
Messenger RNA from Lachnellula hyalina, 1992 nucleotides. RefSeq names its product Phosphoenolpyruvate carboxykinase (ATP) (gene acuF). Gene Ontology annotation, molecular function: ATP binding; phosphoenolpyruvate carboxykinase (ATP) activity. The record is from RefSeq and is a predicted model, not a curated record. Lineage: Eukaryota; Fungi; Ascomycota; Leotiomycetes; Helotiales; Lachnaceae. The coding region runs from base 1 to 1992 and encodes 663 amino acids. Gene Ontology annotation, biological process: gluconeogenesis. Gene Ontology annotation, cellular component: cytosol. The transcript has 7 exons.